Molecule: messenger RNA, 7115 nt
Organism: Alligator mississippiensis (American alligator)
Lineage: Eukaryota; Metazoa; Chordata; Crocodylia; Alligatoridae
Product: DLA class II histocompatibility antigen, DR-1 beta chain-like
Exons: 6
Coding region: 34-840 (268 amino acids)
Biological process (GO): positive regulation of T cell activation; antigen processing and presentation of exogenous peptide antigen via MHC class II; immune response
Cellular component (GO): MHC class II protein complex; membrane
Molecular function (GO): MHC class II protein complex binding
Source: RefSeq, a predicted model, not a curated record
UCGAGGGGUGUCAGCUCUGUGUCCUGCGCAGCGAUGGGGCCCGGGGGGAUGCCGGGGGCCGGGAGGCGCUGGGCUGGGGCUGUGCUGGUGACACUGGCGGUGCUGGGACCCCACGUGGCUCGUUGCACGGAGCCCCCAGAGCAUUUCCUCUACCAGUUCAAGUCGGAGUGUCUCUACACCAACGGCACCCAGCGCGUGAGGUUUCUGGAGAGGCUCAUCUGGGACCAGCAGUUCGCUCACUUCGACAGCGACCUGGGCGUGUAUGUGGCUGACACGGAGCUGGGGGAGCCUGACGCCAAGUCCUGGAACAGACAGAAGGAGUGGAUGAAGUACAACCGGGGUGAAGUGAACAGGUUCUGCCGAUGCAACUACAGGGUGGCUGAGCAAGGCCACGCGAUCGACCGCAGCGUGAAGCCCAAGGUGAAAGUCUCCCCAACAAAAUCAGGGGCCCAGGCCCACCCAGACACAUUGAUUUGCUCCGUGAUGGGGUUUUACCCCGGUGGGAUCGAGGUGAAAUGGUUGAAGAACAGGCAGGAGCAGACGGCCGGAGUGGUGUCCACGGAGCUGAUGCAGAACGGAGACUGGACCUUCCAGAUCCUGGUGAUGCUGGAAAUGACCCCCCGGAGCGGGGACGUCUACACCUGCCAAGUGGAGCACAGCAGCCUGCCGGGCCCCGUCACCGUGCUCUGGGAGGCGCAGGCAGACUCGGCCAGGAGCAAGAUGCUGACAGGGGUCGGGGGCUUCGUGUUGGGGCUGAUCUUCCUGGCGCUGGGACUCCUCGUCUUCCUGAGGAACAAGAAAGGCCGCCCCGUUCCCCAGCCAACAGGGCUCCUCAGUUAGAUCCUGCAGCUUCGGGGCCUGCAUUGCCCAGCGUGAUUCUCCAGCCCCGUCUCCUGGCACCUGUCCCUGUGUCUGGAGCUGUUCUCACUUUCCCUCCGUCCUCCCAUGGACCCCUGGGGAUGACUCCUCAGAGUUAACCCUUUAUCUGCCUACGCCUGCACCACAUCUGCACUCAGAAAUGCUACUGCUUUGUUGGCAAACUUUCCUCUGCUGUGAUCAGGCACUGACUGAAUGAGUCCGGUGCAGCUGAGGCACUUUGCACUGAAGAGUUGGUCCCUUGGGUCUAGCUCUCCUUUGUAAAACAGCAGACAGCAGAGAGGGGUCUGGGGCUGAGGGACUCCUGUGAAGGUGUGAGGGCUCCCCAGAGUGUCCCAUAAAGGGUGGUACUGUGGGCUGGUGGAGCACCUCUGAGCUUGAGGUGAGGGCAGGGAUAACGUUGGGGCUUUCAGGAACCGGGGGAACCCGGCACAGAGAGAUGUGCCUAGAGCUGCGCUGAGACUUGUGCCCCAGGAGAGCAAGGGCCAUGUCUCAUUCUGCAGCUCCAAGUUGUUGGAGCCCCUUAAUCCCCCUCCCCGGUGGGAGCCAGGGGGUCUCCCACACACACUCUGGAGACCUGAGGAGGAGGAAUUUCCUGAGGGCUGAGGUCCCGUCCAGGCCUGAAUCCACACAGCCCUCCUUCAUGUAUAGUGCCCCUCAGGGGCUAGGCCGGGUCUAGGUCUCUUCCCCCAGGGGCAGAGGGCCCUGUAGCCAAGUCAGGCAGUCUCCAGCCCCUUAACUGCAGCUGAUGCCUCCUCCCUCCCCAUGGCUGCCAGAGUUUCAUAGUUGGUUCGGUCAGGAGGGAUCUGAGCAGAUCAUCAAGUCCAACUCCCUGCCAUGCGCAGGAAAGGAUGCUGGGGUCAAACGACCCCGGCAAGGUGUCUAUCUAGCCUCCUUUUAAAGACCACCAGGGUAGGAGCCAGCACCACUUCUCUUGGAAGUUGGUUCCAGAUCCUAGCUGCCCGGACAGUGUAGUUCCUGCUGAUGUCUAGCCUGAAUCUACUCUCAGUCAACUUGUGGCCAUUAUUCCUUGUUAGUCCCAGUAGUGCUCAGGGGAACAGGGACUCUCCCAUUGCCUGCUGGUCCCCCUUGGCCAGUUUAUAGAUGGCCACCAGAUCCCCUCUCAGCCUUCCCUUGUGGAGGCUGAACAGGUUCAGGUCCCGUAGCCUCUCCUCGUAGGGCCUGCCCUGCUCCCCCCAGAUCAUGUGGGUGGCCUCCUCUGGACCCUCUCCAUGCUGUCCCCAUCCCUCCUGAAGUGCAGUGCCCAAAACUGGAGGCAGUACUCCAACUGCAGCCUGACCAGUGCUGCAUAGAGGGGGAGGAUCACCUCCUUGGACCUGCUCAUGAUGCAUCUGUGGAUGCACGACAAGGUGCGAUUAGCCUUCCUGACCGUGUCCCCACACUGUCGACCCAUGUUCAUUUUGGCAUCAAUACUGACUCCAAGAUUCUUUUCUGCCUCUGCACUGACGAGAAGGGAGUUCCCCAGCCUGUAGGUCUGCUGCUGGUUCUUCCUCCCCAGGUGCAGCACCUUGCACUUGUCAGUGUUGAAUCCCAUCUUAUUCUCAUCCGCCCACCCCUGUAACCUGUCCAGAUCCAAUUGCAGCCUUUUCCUCCCUUCUAGCAUGCCCACUUCUCCCCACAUCUUAGUGUCAUCUGCAAAUUUGAACAAGGUGCUUUUCACCCCCUCGUCCAAAUCACUGAUGAAGAUGUUGAACAGUGCGGACCCGAGGACCGAGCCCUGGAGGACCCCACUGCCCACAUCCCUCCAGGUCGAAUAGGACCCGUCCACUACCACUCUCUGGGUGCAAUCGUCCAGCCAAUUGGUGACCCAUCUGACUGUGUAACAUUGACACCACAAUCUCCUAAUUUUUUAAUGAGAAUGGGGUAAGAGACAGUGUUGAAGGCCUUCCUGAAGUCCAGAAAGACUACGUCCACCGCGACACCUGCGUCCAAGGAUUUUUUGACCUGGUCAUAGAAGGCCACCAGGUUGGUCUGACAGGACCUGCCCCUAAUGAACCCAUGCUGGUUGCCCCUAAGCAUAACCUCCCCUGCUUGCCCCUCGCAGAUGUGCACCUGGUUAAUUUUCUCAAAGAGCUUCCCUAGGACCGAGGUAAGACAAACAGGCCUAUAGUUUCCUGGGUCCUCCUUCCUCCCUUUUUUGAAAAUGGGGACCACACUGGCCCUUUUCCAGUCCUCUGACACCUCGCCAGAGCACCACGAAUGCUUGUAAAACUGUGCGAGGGGUCCUGCAAUGACCUCUGCUAAUUCCCUCAGCGCUCUGGGGUGGAGAUUGUCAGGACCUGCUGAUUUGAACACAUCCAGUCCCUCCAGAAGUUCCCUAACUAGGUCCUCACUGACCCUGGGCCUGGCUGCACCUCCCCUGGGACCAUCAGGGAUCCCGGUAGGGGGCAUGACUUGGUUCCUGCUCAGAAACAUGGAGGCAAAGAAAUUGUUAAAUAUGAUAGCUUGUCAUCUGGUGUGACCACAGGAUUUCCAAGUGUGUCCUGAAGAGGCCUCACAUUACCCAGUACCUUCUUUUUACCCGCUAUGUAUUUAAAGAAGGAUUUCUUGUUAUCCGUGAUCGGGGUCGCUAGUCCCAGUUGCAUCUCCGCCUUAGCCUUCCCAACAGCACCCGUACAAUCCCAAGCAAUGGAGGUAUACUCCUUCCUGGCGAUGGCCCCUCCCUUCCAUUGGGUGUACGCCUCCUUCUUAGCUUUGAGAUGUUCCUGCAUGCUUUUGGUGAGCCAUGGGGGCAUUUGAGCACUCUUGCCCCCUUUGAUCCAUGUUGGGAUUGCCACCCUUUGGGCUUGGAGGAUUGUCUUCUUCAGGAACGACCACCCUUCUUGGACUCCCAACUCCCCUUCCCUCAGGGUCCUCAGUGCCUUCCCAACUAUUCUCCUUACCUCAUUGAAAUCUGCCCUCCUGAAGUCCAGGGCCGCUGCCUUGCUGCAGGCCUUUGCCACCUUGCACUGGAUGGUGAAUUCCAGCAGGCGAUGAUCGCUGUCGCCCAGGUGGUCGAGCACCCACAGUCCCCUCACCAGGUCGUCGCUUGUGGCCAGACCAGAUCCAACAAGGCAUUUCCCCUGGUGGGGCUGUGCACCUCCUGGGUUAGAUGGAGGUCAUGUAACAUGGCUAGGAACCUAUAUGAGCAGUCAGAGCUGGCUGACUGCUCUUCCCAGCAAAUGUCUGGGUAGUUUAGGUCACCCAUGAUGACCACGUCCCUUGACUUAACUGCAUCCAUGAGCCGACGUGAGAAUUCCCAGUCUAGCUCUUCCCCUGGUUGGGUGGUCUAUAGCAGACCCCACCGUCAAGUCCCUUUCCCCCGACCCCUUUGUAUUCUAACCCAGAGCACUUUAGUCUGCCCCUCCUCUGAGCCCAUCCUGUUAGUUGAGGACGUGUAUUGCUCUUUGACACAGAGCGCCACACCUCCAGCUUUCCUCCUUCUUCUAUCCCUCCUGUACAGCCUAUAGCCCCUGAUGUUCACCACCCAGUCGUGUGUUGGAUACCACCACAUUUCGGUGAGCCCCACUAUGUCUGGGUUGGUUUCAGCUAGCAGGAGGGCAAGUUCCUCCUGCUUGUUCUCCAUACUACGAACAUUAGUGUAUAGGCAUUUAAGGCCUCCUGAAGGUGUAUGCCCCCUUCCCCCCCAAUCCCAGGACUAUCCAGGUCUGUUACCUGGGUAUUUCUUGUGCUCAUCGUCAGUCUUGGCUGGGCUGUUCCUGUGGGCAACAAUUGGUUUGGUGGUCCAGGACUCCCUCCGAUCUCGUCCUCCCUUUCCCCUGGUGAGCUUAGUUUAAAGAGGUCUUGGUGGAAGAGAUUUUCCCUUCCCACUCCUCUCUCAUCAAAUCGAGAGGACCUCGAACUCGCCUCCCGAACAUCAACUCAAACAGUGAGAACCCAGUGGACUCCUGGGGCACCUCCCAACAGGCAAAGAGCAAAUGUGGCAGUUUCUCAUCCCAGUCACUGGGAUUAGAGUCCACAUAGGCCUUUAGCAUCCCUUUCAAGGUCCCAUUGGACCUUUCUAUGAUCCCAUUUGUCUGAGGGUGGUAGGCUGUGGUCUUGAGCUGUUUCACGCCACAGCAGUCCCACAGGCACUUCAUCACCUCCACCAGGAAGUUCCCACCCGGGUCCAUCAGGACCUCGGAGGGAAAACCCAGCUGGAAGAAGAUCUUAGUUAGGGUGUCAGCAACUACAGGUGCCUCGGUGAAGGUCAAGGCAACUGCCUCUGGGUACCGAGUUGCGAAAUCCACUAGAGUCAGUAUGUAUUUCUUCCCUCUACGAGUCUUAUGCCUCAGCGGUCCCACAAUGUCUAUCCCCACUCUUUGGAAGGGUUGAUCAAUGAUAGGGAGGGGCUGAUGGGGAGCCUCUCUCUUGUCCCCACUUUUGCCCGUCCUCUGGCACGUCUGGCAAGAUCUGCAGUAGUCUGUCACAUUCUGGGCAAUUCUGGGCCAAUAAAGUUUGCCUGCAGCUGCUGGUGUGUCCGUUCCCUGCCCAUGUGAACAGCACACAGUAAAUCAUGAGCCAUGGAAAGCAAAUGUUGUCUGAACUUCCAAGGUACUACGAGCUGGCGAUGGGGUUCUCAGGUCUCAGCAUGGUUCUUUGGUACCCACAACCAAUAGAGGAGUCCCUAAUCCCAGACCACCUGUUCCCUCUUAUCUGGUGUGAACUCUGUCUCUUGCUCCUGAGCCAUCUGCCGGAGUCCCUCCAAGCUGGGGUCCUCCUGAACCUCCCGCUUGAACUCCUCUUGCCCAGCUAGGCAAUCCGCAGAGAGUUCUGGCACUCCUGUAAGGAGUGCGCCUGCACCCUUGGGGAUUUCUUUAUCUUCUCCCCAAGAGUCUCAGUUUCCUCUGCCACUGACUGACCAGACUCCUCCCUGGGACUGUCACUUAACCCCACCUCGAGGUCACUGGUUUCUUCAAUGGCCAGGGUCUGAUUUCAGUCAGAGGGAGUCAGAGUCUCUCCUUCCUCCCCCUCUGCCUCCAUAGCCAAUUCGGUGACCAGGCCCUGGGAAGUUUCCACCCCUCCCACCUUAGCCUUUCUGCUCUAUUGGCUAGUCAAAACAUUAACCCGGUAGGGUUCUAGCUCUAGGAGGUGGCCCUCCUCCCUGUGCAGGUAGUCAAGCUCUAUAAUAUCAUGUCCCUCCAGGAUGGGGACAGGAGCCCCUUCCAGCACCCCCAGUUCUAUGCACAUCCUGCAGUCUCUCCUCUUGAUGGGGGGACAGGUUGCUAGUACCUCAAAUGGUGGUGACCCCACCCCUUGAAUGGUAAGUGUCCUCCCUGAGAUUAUAUUUGCAGGUGACAUUAGGUUGGCAUUGAUUAAUGACCCACUGGACCCCGAGUCCCGUUCCCCAACAAGGGUUCUCCCGUUUACCGUUAUCUUAGUCAGGCAGAAGGCCGUCACCUCCUCUGGGUUUGUAAUCCUGUAGCAACAGGCACGCCCCUCAGAGUGGCUCGGGUCUCCCUCCUCACUGCUUACAGCUGUUGCAUGUCUGACGGGCUUGGGUUUGGUGCUUAGCUUUGGGCAGUUGGGCUUGACGUGGCCCGGCUCCCUGCAGUUAUAGCACCCCUUCUUUCCCGAAUUGGGUGGUUUGUCCGAAUCUGGGGCUGCCUUGCACUCAGCAGUAGGUGGCCCUUGUGACCGAUAAGACUUGAAAACCCGGCCACGUUCCGCCUUGCUUUGUGCAGUGGGUGGUGUUCGCCUUGUAGAUUCCUGUUGCUGACUGAGUAGUUGCUCACUCCUGAGGUAGUUUGCCCUUAUCUCUCCUGCCAUGACUUUGAAUGUUCCCAGUGGGGGGCUGACUCCUCGGGGUCUCUCGGCGGCACACAGUCUGCCCGACAGUCACUAACAGGGCUCUGCCAACCCUACACCCCAUCCUUAUACCACCUAACCGGUUAGAUUGGCCAAGUCCCUCUUCCGCGUUGUAACCACGGGUUUCAUGGUUGUUUCCUGUCCCAGACUCCUUUGUUCUAGGAGGUCCUGACUGUAGAACCUGUGCCUGGUUAGCACUUAUCCCGGUCUUCUGGAUUCAAUCAGAAUGUAGAGUUCUGAAGUCUUUGCCCCAAGCACCCGGUUAACUGGGCCCGUUCUCUUUCUCUCUCAACCCCUUCACCCAGGGAAACAUAAAAAACAGAAGCACACCAUAGAGCUCUGAGGUCCUUGUUUUCUCCCCCUCCGGGUGCUCCGUUUAGCUAGACCCAUCCUCUCUCCCUCUCAACCCCAUUCACUCGGGGAAACGUAAA